AUGGACGGUGCUGCAAGAGGAGCGUCUGCAGGGAAGUUUUCAGUGACGAGCCUCCCGCGGGCGCAGUGGAGGCUGGCGGACGAGCGGUGUGAGCUUCGGGAGGAGGAGAUGGAAUAUGUGCGGCGGUUCCACCGCCAUGAGCCCAGGAGUAACCAGUGCACCUCCUUCGUUGCCAAGCACAUUAGAGCGCCCCUCCAAACGGUUUGGUCAGUGCUGAGGAGGUUUGACCAGCCACAACUUUUCAAACCAUUUGUGAAAAAGUGUGUAAUGCGAGGAAGCAUUGAGGUGGGAAGUGUGAGGGAGGUCACCGUUCAAAGUGGGCUUCCUGCCACAAGGAGCAUCGAGAGGUUAGAUUUGCUUGAUGACAAUGAACACAUCCUCCAUGUCAGGUUUAUUGGGGGCGAUCAUAUGCUAAAGAAUUACUCAUCUAUACUGACCGUCCACUCUGAGGUCAUCGGUGGUCAGCCAGGGGCAUUGGUGAUCGAGACAUUUGUGGUGGAUAUUCCACAGGGAAACACCAAAGAUGACAUCUGCUAUUUUAUCGAGAACUUGCUCAAAUGUAACCUUAGGACCCUUGCUGAUGUGUCCGAGGAGUGCCAUGCUAGCCGUUGA
Messenger RNA from Oryza brachyantha (malo sina), 612 nucleotides. Its product is annotated as abscisic acid receptor PYL3-like. Gene Ontology annotation, molecular function: signaling receptor activity; abscisic acid binding; protein phosphatase inhibitor activity. Gene Ontology annotation, biological process: abscisic acid-activated signaling pathway. The transcript is spliced from 3 exons. The record is from RefSeq and is a predicted model, not a curated record. Gene Ontology annotation, cellular component: cytoplasm; nucleus. Bases 1 to 612 code for a protein of 203 amino acids. Lineage: Eukaryota; Viridiplantae; Streptophyta; Magnoliopsida; Poales; Poaceae.